AUGGCGAUGAUGAUGACUGGCCGUGUGCUGCUGGUGUGUGCCCUCUGCGUGCUGUGGUGCGGUGCGGCUUUUGGACACGCGAUGGAGGAUUACUGCGGUGAGGGUGGAGGGAACGGUUUGAGGCACACGAGUAAUGGUGGAGAUGACGGCGUGUCUCUAAAGGCGGACUGCGGGUUGUUAUCGACUCGAAUGGCAUUAAUAAAGGCGGUUGAGGCUGCGGAAGCUGGAGAAGAAUCGAGUGGUGAUCCAGACCAGUCUCAGGAUACCGGGGAAUCAUUACCUCAUAAUAAAUUGAACGAUAAUACGAGGGGCACUGCAGAGCCUGGUUUAGGAGGUGGCGGUGUCGCAGGUCAAACAGCAGAAGCAGCAGUAACGCUGGAGCCCGGAGGUUCAGAUACAGGAGGACAGCAGGUGAGGCAGCCUAAAGUGGUGGAAGCAAAUGGAAAAGAAGGAGAGACUGCCAACGAUACAAAGAGCGGAAGCGCAUCUAAUUCCGAAGAACUAAAAACUGUUGAAUCCUCUUCUUCUUCUGGCAGCCCUGGCCCUGAGGAAGGUGAAGAACUCCCCUCGAAAAAAACCUCCAAGAGUGAUGAAUCCUCAGACGGCACGCCGACACAAGAAGAAGAUGCAAGAAAUCAUCGAAUUACAUCUCACAGUCGUGAAGCGGGGGCGGAGGAACACGAAGUAAAAAAAGAAAACACAAUUCAUGAGGCACCAACAGAGACACGUGGAACUCCCGCCAACGACACGGAAAUACAAACGGCAACACCACCGCCACUACCAGCAACAAUGAAUGGACAUUCCAGCACUGAGGAUUUACGGCCCAUACAACUGCUACAACGCGUCCAAGACGACCAUGCAGAAUCAGGGCCACCAUCACCCACGGCAAACGGUGAUGCCGCCAAUAACGAAGCUGACAAUAGCACUGAAGACGGCAUCCCGAGCAAUGAUCCAGUAGCCGAUGGCGCAGGGACACGAAAAGAAAAACAAAAUGAAAAUAAAGAUGCCAAUCCGAAAGAAACACCAGUGACGGCCACAGCCAUAAAAACUACGACGGCGACGACUGGCGACAGCGACGGCAGCACCGCGGUCUCCCACACCACCUCCCCUCUUUUGCUUCCUCUUCUUGUUGCGUGUGCGGCUGCGUCUGCGGUGGUGGCCGCGUGA
Molecule: messenger RNA, 1167 nt
Organism: Trypanosoma cruzi
Lineage: Eukaryota; Euglenozoa; Kinetoplastea; Trypanosomatida; Trypanosomatidae
Product: mucin-associated surface protein (MASP), putative
Exons: 1
Coding region: 1-1167 (388 amino acids)
Source: RefSeq, a predicted model, not a curated record